This is a messenger RNA of Aspergillus terreus NIH2624, 1128 nucleotides long. RefSeq names its product indoleamine 2,3-dioxygenase. Gene Ontology annotation, cellular component: cytoplasm. The transcript has 4 exons. Lineage: Eukaryota; Fungi; Ascomycota; Eurotiomycetes; Eurotiales; Aspergillaceae. Bases 1 to 1128 code for a protein of 375 amino acids. The record is from RefSeq and is a predicted model, not a curated record. Gene Ontology annotation, biological process: 'de novo' NAD+ biosynthetic process from L-tryptophan. Gene Ontology annotation, molecular function: indoleamine 2,3-dioxygenase activity; metal ion binding; heme binding.
AUGUCCACAAUCUCGGAUAUUAAGCUGGAGGACUACUGGAUUUCCCCACGACUAGGAUUCCUCUCCGACCAGCCAGUGCUGACUGAGUUACCUAACCCUUACUACCGAUGUUGGGAACAAAUGAUUUCUAGCGUCCUUCCAACGGAUGGCUGGGUGCUCAUCCGAAGGCAGAUAGACCAAAUGCCGCUUUUGUCCACCAAAAAGCUUCAUACGGAGCCCGAGUGGCGCAGGGCCUACACUCUCCUUACCACCCUCGCCCAAGUGUAUAUUUGGGGAGAGGCGAACCCAAGUGAUAAGCUCCCGCGAUCCGUUGCUGUACCGUUGAGGGAGGUAAGCGAACAUCUUCGCAUAAGCCCCUGCGCCUCUUUUGCUAGCUUUUGCUUGUGGAAUGUUGCGCCUGUACCUGGGGUCGUCCCAACGGACCCCGACGCAUAUGAUCCCGACAAUCUACACAUCAUCAAUUCGUUUACCGGGACAAAAGAUGAAGAGUGGUUUUUCGUCAUUUCCGCCUCUAUUGAAGCAACCGGGGGCAGAAUUAUAGCGAGAAUGCUGGAGGCGGUAGAAGCAGUCCACCAUGACCGCAUUCAUGUCGUGAACGAGUUCCUCAAUGAACUUGCUUCUUGCAUAGCUGAGAUCUGCCAUCUUCUCGAAAGAAUGUACGAGAAAUGCAACCCAUCCGUUUUUUGCCAUCGACUACGCCGGUUUUUCAGUGGCAGCAAGGCCAAAGAAGACGCUGGACUGCCGCGCGGAGUCUUCUAUGAGGGGACUGACGGAGGGGGUGAUUGGCUUCAGUAUUGCGGAGGAAGCAAUGCUCAAAGCUCCUUGAUUCAGUUGUUCGAUAUUAUCCUCGGUGUCAAACAGUCCGGCCCCGGGAUUAGAAGAGCAUGUACAUCCUUCCACCAGGAGAUGCGACAAUAUAUGCCUGGCCCCCAUCGAGAUUUCCUUGCCCAAAUGGAGAAGUUGUCGAAUGUUCGCUCCUAUGUCCUGAGUCACCCUCGGCAUUCGAACCUCCACAAUUCCUACGACCAAGCAGUAGCAGCACUUGCACUUCUGCGACAGAAACACAUGAUCGUUGCUUCACGAUUACCUCAUCCACUUGCUAUCAUGGCCUCCACGAUAUCAGGAUGA